AUGGAACUGUUACCAGAUCAAGCAGAGAAGCUUCGGCAGUUUCAGGAGGUGACUAAUUUAGCGGAACACGUCUUGGCUGCGGCCAGAGUGGAGUCCGUGCGUUGGAACUUAGAGCAAGCCAUUGAAUCGUGUCUGUGUGGAGAUGGAGUCCUUGGACCCGAUGUCGAUUUACGAAAGUUACCGGAAUUCGAUGAAGCCAGUGUUUAUGAAGAUGAAAUGGAAGUGGUGGGAAUUCUGAAUAACCGUAGGUAUCAUUGA
Angiostrongylus costaricensis is the source of this 258-nucleotide messenger RNA. The record is from the annotation of a GenBank genome assembly. Lineage: Eukaryota; Metazoa; Nematoda; Chromadorea; Rhabditida; Metastrongylidae.